UCCAGGUCCAACUUCAGCAAUGGCUACGACUGUGCAAACAAUUCUAGUGCCCCACAAUCAUGAGCAUAAGAAUCUUCCCGUAUACGAGCAAGUUCCAGAGACCAAAUACGAACUUGAGUGGGCAGAUUUGGUUACACUUGAUCUUUCUAAGUUUGACCAGCCAGGGGGUAAAGAAGCACUCGCGAAACAGCUAUUUGAUGCCAUUCAGAACAUUGGUUUCUUCUAUAUUGUCAACUUCGGCUUGAGUCAAGAAGAUGUAGACCGUCAAUUCGCGAUUGGGAAGUCUGUCUUCGAGCUGCCCACCGAUGAAAAGCUCAAGUACCGUGCCGACCUGGAAAACGGUGGCUACAAUGGCUACAAACCUUUUGGCUUGAGGGAAAUCCGUCCUGGCGUUUUUGACAACACUGAGAUCUUCAACAUCCCAAAAUUCAUUCCUGCCUACGAGCGUCCACAGCCCGAGGUAAUCAACGAAAACAGAGCAGGCAUUGAGCAUUUCGCACGUCACAUUCAUAACAAUAUUGUGCAAAAGCUCCUUACACUUUUUGCUAUUGUGCUAGAGCUACCAGAAGACCAUUUCGCCGCCCGACAUCGCUACGACGAGGCUUUGUCGGACUGUCACUUAAGAUACAUGAAGUACCACGCGCGAGAUGCGCAUACCAACGAGAGACUGGAUAACGUUUGGGUCAAAGGUCACACUGACUUCGGAAGUUUAACUCUUCUUUUCAGGCAACCUGUCGCAGCUCUCCAGGUGCGAGGUAUAGAUGGUAAUUGGAAAUGGGUCAAACCAUAUGACGGUAGCAUCACUGUAAAUGUGGCCGAUGCGCUGGAGUUUCUCAGCAAUGGGUUCCUGAAGAGCAGCAUUCAUCGCGUCGUUGCCCCUCCCCCAGAUCAGGCGGGCAUUGAUCGCCUAGGUGUACUUUACUUCGUACGGCCUGAAGACAGUCUUGAGCUGAGACCAGUCCAGAGCAAGGUUCUAAAAAGACUUGGCUACAACGAGAACGAGAACGCGGCUUUGACUGGACUUACAGCCGGUGAAUGGGUGAAGGCCCGGGUAAGGGCCGGAGUCAAUCGCAACCAAGCUAGAAGCGAGGUCUCUGAGCAGGAGAUUGUGAGAGGCGUGAAAGCCAAGUAUUACGACUGA
Molecule: messenger RNA, 1141 nt
Organism: Colletotrichum godetiae
Lineage: Eukaryota; Fungi; Ascomycota; Sordariomycetes; Glomerellales; Glomerellaceae
Exons: 4
Coding region: 20-1141 (373 amino acids)
Molecular function (GO): 2-oxoglutarate-dependent dioxygenase activity
Source: RefSeq, a predicted model, not a curated record